AUGAGCAACUGGAACAACGGCCCCCAGGGCACACAGCAGCACCAGCCCCCGCCAUCACCCUCCCAACCACGGAUCCCCCUGGGCGGCAGCUACAGCAGCAGCAGCAGCGUGGGCAGCCGCCGCGCGGACCGCAACGAGGCACUGGAGGCGAAGCUCAGGCAGAUGUCGCUCCCCCUCGCGCCGCUCGUCCAGCUGACGAGCGGGCAGGUCCACCCUAGCUUCCCGCCGACGCUGCUCAACUUCUGGCUCCUGACGGACGCUCAGCUGGACGAGAUCGCGCACUUCUACCACCAGCGGACGCCGUGCCAGUGGACGCGGCACUAUCCGUGCCCCAUAACCUGGGAGGAAGGGCUGGGCAUCGAGGAGAAGCGGAGGAAGAUCGGGAAGUUCAUCGGGCUUAGAGGCACCGAGGACGAAAUCAUGGAGGAAGCCAGACAAGCCAGAAUGAGGGAAGACGAGGACGAGGCAGCGAGGAGGAAGUUACCGUGGUAUCGGUAG
Diaporthe citri is the source of this 498-nucleotide messenger RNA. RefSeq lists its product as uncharacterized. NCBI's taxonomy places the organism in Eukaryota, Fungi, Ascomycota, Sordariomycetes, Diaporthales, Diaporthaceae. The record is from RefSeq and is a predicted model, not a curated record. Bases 1 to 498 code for a protein of 165 amino acids. The transcript has 2 exons.